This is a messenger RNA of Phoenix dactylifera (date palm), 1413 nucleotides long. The record is from RefSeq and is a predicted model, not a curated record. Lineage: Eukaryota; Viridiplantae; Streptophyta; Magnoliopsida; Arecales; Arecaceae.
AAAAAAAAACGAAGAAUGGAUGGAAGAAGAGCACCGAGACAAGCCAACCAACAUGUCCGCUUGGACAUCAAUACAGCAUGGUUGAAAUCUGUCGAAGAUAGAGCGCGCGAGUCCUUGCACCGAAAACCCCCUACUAAGCCAACCAUCUUCAGAGUUCCCGCGAGAUUGCGACGCGGCAAUCGGCUUGCCUACGAGCCAAAACUGGUCUCCAUCGGCCCUUACCAUCGUGGCAAGAAGGAUUUGAAGGCCAUGGAGGGACUUAAGUGGCGGCUACUGCACGACUACCUCUCCAAAGUUCCGAACGGGGGCAACAACGAGGGCCUAAGAAAGAUGAAGGAUUUGGAGAACCAUCUCCUCGAAACACUGGGGAUGCCAGAGUGGGAUAGCUCCCGCCUUCUGAAUGCUGCUAUCAUUGCGUUCGAUGACUUUCUGCCACCGUUCCGGAGAGGUCCACAGCCAGAGCUGCCCGCCGAAGGCUUCGAUGUGGAUCAUUUACUCCACUUGAUCCACCGAUGGAUCUGGCGAUUCCCAAAAUCAGAGGUGACCAACACAGCAAGCUACAGUAAACGAUCAAGGACUACUUAUUCUGCUUUAUCCCUAAUAAUCGACAAGACUGGGGAUUGGCUCUCCAAGGUGCUGCCGCGCCGUACCAAUUCUUCGAGUUCAGAGACAUUACGUUCUGUAAGGAUCAGGGGGUGUUGGGAAUCCCGGCCAUUUUUGUUGAUGAGUCAACGAACUUCUUUUUUUGCAAAUCUAAUUGCUUUGGAGCAAAGUUGCAGUAGACACGAGAUGGAUGUCACUGAAUAUACCAAGUUUCUGGAUGCCAUCAUCAACACCUCAAGAGAUGUGGAGUUGCUUCACCGGGAAGGGAUCAUUCAACCGCAUAUUGGAGAUGACCAGGACAUUGCAUCUAUCUUCAACAAACUAGGCAGAGAUGUUGUCUUCUUUCCCGAACAAUGCUACCUUACGGCUGUGUACGAGGACUCGAACGCUUACUGCCAGUCGAGAUGGCCUAGGUGGCGCGCCAAACUCGUGCACGACUAUUUCAGCAAUCCAUGGACGAUCAUUUCAUUAGUAGCAGCUGUUGUACUCUUUGGACUCACUAUUCUCCAAUCAGUCUACGCUAUUUUAGAUUACUACAAAAGGUGAUCAGCCGCGGUGGCUGUCAUCCUCAGCAUGGCUAGGUGCUGAAAAGAAAUUUGAAUCCUGUUCUGUUUGCAAACGAGCAAAAGUCAAUCCUGCUCUUCAGGAUAGUGUGCUUUGUCAUGGUGUUCGAGUCUGAUUAUAGUUAUUGUUGUUGCAUGUCUGGUUAAGUCUCUCGUAUGAUUUUAUGUGUUGAAUCAUGUUGCUAUGUAGUGCAAUUCCUCGGUAACUCAAAUCAAUCAAGAAAAGUCACUCUGGUGCCUUACUAAA